UUUUCAUUUACAAAUUCAUACCCACAAUACAACACAAUAAAUGCCAUAUACGCCUUAUACAUUACAAUCUAUAUUACUACCAUCGACUUUUGAUAAUUCAACAGAGUUACAACAAAAAUCACUUUCACCUAGAUUAGUUAAUAAUUCAUUCUUCUCGACCAAAAGACCCGUUUCUCCAACUAACAAUGAAACAUUGAAUACAUUAAUUGAUAUAGAAUCUGUAGCUGCUUGGGAUAGUGAUCUUUAUUGCGGUACGCAUGAUGGACUUAUAUUACAUUAUUCACUAGAAGAUAAUAAGUCUUCACAGGAUAAAACAUUAGCAACUCAAUUAGAAAGUACAAUUAAUUUAGGUCUCGGUAAAAAACCUGUAGAGAAAAUUUUGCUAAUUCCUCAGGUUUCAAAAGCAGUUAUACUUUGCGGUAAGUAACUGAUAAAUGCUUUUACAUAAACGAUAUCGAC
Molecule: messenger RNA, 459 nt
Organism: Cokeromyces recurvatus
Lineage: Eukaryota; Fungi; Mucoromycota; Mucoromycetes; Mucorales; Mucoraceae
Exons: 3
Coding region: 41-427 (128 amino acids)
Source: RefSeq, a predicted model, not a curated record